AUGAGUACAUCUAUUGAAUGUUACUACGAUAUUGAAUCGCAAAAAGAAUUGGAGGUUUUUGAAGGAAUCGAAUGGUCAGUCCGAAAUGAGUAUGAAAGAAAGUUGGAAGAGGAAAUACAAAGCUAUAAAGAACAACACCAGGUGCUCUCGAAGCGCAUUGAACAGUUGGAAUCAGAGAAAAAAGAAUUGGCUGUGCAAAAAGGAGUCUCGAAUCCAGCUUCAUCUGACUCUAGCUCUUCUUUGGAGCAUUUUCAAAUGAAUGAAGAUAGAAAGAAGCUCGUUGAGGAAUUACGAUUAAUGCAAAAGAAUCAUGAAUCCGAUUUGAGAGCGAUCAUCACUCUCUCAGAACAUAUUGAUUCCUUGUCUGGAAAUCCAACAAAACACUCACUAUUGCCUGGAGAGAGUGAAAGAACAAAGCAUAAUGCGUUGCUGGUGUCAAUAUGA
This is a messenger RNA of Blastocystis hominis, 444 nucleotides long. RefSeq lists its product as hypothetical. The coding region runs from base 1 to 444 and encodes 147 amino acids. Lineage: Eukaryota; Bigyra; Opalinata; Blastocystidae. The transcript is spliced from 7 exons. The record is from RefSeq and is a predicted model, not a curated record.